AUGUCACAACUUAUAAUUCCAGGUGAUAACCUAACCAUAUCUGAUAGCAAAGAACUAGUUAUAGGACCUGGUAUCCACGUUACACCAAUCACAAAAGAGAUAAUACCUGUUCACUCAGGAAUACUUCAACAAGCAAAUAAUGCACUUCAUAUAGAAUCAAAUUCAAGACGUUAUAUACCUUCAAAUAAUGACUAUGUGAUAGGUUUGGUAACUGGUGUUUUUGGUGAUAAUUUCAGAGUUUCAUUAUCGAACUUUUCAUUCCCAGUCUCAUUAUCUGCUAUGGCUUUCCCAAAUGCUACAAAGAAAAAUAGACCAAAUCUCAAAAUCGGUAACCUAAUAUAUGCUAGAGUUUCAAAUGCAAGCCCUGAGGUUGAUGUGGAGAUAGAAUGUAUAGAUCCAACAACAGGUAAAGAUGGUGGGUUUGGUUUAUUAGAAGGUGGUUAUGUUUUUGAUGUUAGUUUAUCAUUUGCAAGAAGUUUAUUAUUUGAUGUCAAUCAUACUUUACUGAAUUUGUUAGUCAAAAAAUGUAAAUUUGAACUUGCCAUUGGGUUAAACGGGAAAAUAUGGAUAAAAGCUGAUGAUUUAAAAUAUACUUUGGCUUUAGCCAAAUCUAUAGAAAAGGCUCAACUUGUUUAUUCUGGUGAAUUCAAUAAGGUGAUUAAUUCAGCUUUUAGUGAACUUGGUUUAUGA
Messenger RNA from Hansenula anomala, 690 nucleotides. RefSeq names its product exosome non-catalytic core subunit RRP40 (gene RRP40). Gene Ontology annotation, biological process: CUT catabolic process; exonucleolytic trimming to generate mature 3'-end of 5.8S rRNA from tricistronic rRNA transcript (SSU-rRNA, 5.8S rRNA, LSU-rRNA); TRAMP-dependent tRNA surveillance pathway. Lineage: Eukaryota; Fungi; Ascomycota; Saccharomycetes; Phaffomycetales; Wickerhamomycetaceae. The coding region runs from base 1 to 690 and encodes 229 amino acids. Gene Ontology annotation, molecular function: RNA binding. The transcript has a single exon. The record is from RefSeq and is a predicted model, not a curated record. Gene Ontology annotation, cellular component: cytoplasmic exosome (RNase complex); nuclear exosome (RNase complex).